AUGAAUGACUUCGACAGCAUCCUAGCAAAAAUCAACAUCUCUGACACAUUCGCUCCUAUUGCCACAGCACUGAGAGCCCUCGCCCGUGUUGUUGAGAACUCACACUCAGAUUAUUACUGCUGCGUUGCUUCUCCAGAGGAAAUUUGCUGUACAUGCCAAUCCAGCUAUUCUUUAGAUGCCUUAUUGUUCUGUAUUCAAGUUCCUACAUCUACGGUGCCACUCUGUAGAGGGUACCAACAAAUGUGUGAACAAAAACAAACAAACAAUGAACAAAUUCCAUCUAAUUCGGACUUUUCAAUUAUGAGGAAUAGCUAA
Molecule: messenger RNA, 315 nt
Organism: Necator americanus (New World hookworm)
Lineage: Eukaryota; Metazoa; Nematoda; Chromadorea; Rhabditida; Ancylostomatidae
Exons: 4
Coding region: 1-315 (104 amino acids)
Source: RefSeq, a predicted model, not a curated record